Molecule: messenger RNA, 1551 nt
Organism: Schistosoma guineensis
Lineage: Eukaryota; Metazoa; Platyhelminthes; Trematoda; Strigeidida; Schistosomatidae
Source: the annotation of a GenBank genome assembly
AUGUGCGAGGUAGAUGUGAAAAUCAUCAAACGAACUCAAGAAACCCUUGGAAAGUUAAUCAAAAAGCCAGUCCUUACUGAAAAACUUUUGUCAAGACCUCCAUUUAGAUUUCUUCACGAUAUAUGUACGUCAGUUAUUAGGUCGACAGGAUUAAUGAAGGGUUUAUUUAACUCAGAAGAGUUGGAAGCUGAUAAUGUCAAAGACAAAGACAAAAAGUUGGCAUUUCUUCAAAAGUUGGUAGAUUUCUUGUCGGUAGUGCAUGAACGAACUAUUCCUGUCAGAAUAAUGAGCAUUGUUGCUGGUAAGGAGGCUGAGAAAACGAAUGAGAUGCUGUUCUUACUAGCUGAAGCUGUCAACAAAAAGAUCAACAACGAAGAAUAUGUUGCCCAAGUUCUCCAAGGAAGUAAAGUCGAUGAUGUUAAAUCAAGUGCUGUUGGAAAGCAAGUAUCAGAAACUAAGCAUUCAAAAAAAAAGCCUGGUAUGGAGUCAAAGUUCGUAGAUCAUCGAACAAAGGUGACUCAAAGUCACCGGAAAAACAAGUCAAAUGGGGAAAAAGACUCAACAGACCUAGUUAAUGUAGAAAAGUGUGGUAGCGCGAGGGAAAAUCAUCUGUUUCGAGAUUCCGGAAGUCGUGCUGGCAGUCAAUGUGGUUUACAAACACCGGAAAAAUCGCAAGAGGAAAUCGUUGCUCCUUCCCUCCAAAAUUCUGAAGCAUCAGUCUUCCAACCUCGACAUCACAGACCUGCAUCCGCCAAAGGACAGAGGGUGAAAAGAGAUGAUGUAAAGAUGUCAACCGAUCAACAGGAUAGUAAACGUGAACCAACUGAAAACUCAAGAUCGGUACCACCUCGCCCAAGACGUUCUGGAGAUUUUAUAAUUGAAGAUAAUCACAAACAAGUGAAUAUGACAUGUAUAUCUGGACUUAUUAUUUCUGAUUCACAACAAGAUACAACUGAUGAAGAACACGAUGAUGAUAAUAAUGAUGAUAAGAAAUUUGUUAGCGAAGAAACUCCUGGUAAUAUAUCAGCUAAUAUUUUAACAAAACAAUGGGAUGAAACUGAGCCAGAAGAUAAUCAUGAACAUGGUGGUUUAGUCACUAAAAUAUUACAGACGAAAAAAGAAUAUGAAAAUGUCAAUACAUUGAAUAAAGAAAGUUUAAAAGUACAGUCUAGCGGAUUGAAUGAAGCAGCUAAAGAACGUGAGAAAGCUUUAUUAAAAAAAGAAAUUAAUCGUUUAUGUGAUUCACUGCAAACACUAUCCCGUUCAGCUAUUCCAUUGAGUAAACUGAUGGAUUUUGUUCAAGAAGAUUUAGAAACAAUGCAACAAGAAUAUGAACGUUGGAAAACUGAAAAUCAUAUACUUAAAUCUCAAUUGAAACAACAGGAAAAUUUAACCCAAACAUGUAUAGAACCCUUGAAAGCUCAACUAGAUGAAUUAGAAAAAUAUGCCAAAGAAAAAGAGAAGUCUAUUAUUAAAUGUAAAGCUAAAAUAUUUCAUAACAAUGAGCGUAUACAAAAUUUAUUGUUUAAAUCAUUGGAAAAAGUCUUGUGA